Messenger RNA from Lactuca virosa, 900 nucleotides. Lineage: Eukaryota; Viridiplantae; Streptophyta; Magnoliopsida; Asterales; Asteraceae. The record is from the annotation of a GenBank genome assembly.
AUGUUUAAUUUCUCCAACUCGUUUCCUUCUCCAAUCAAUGGCUUCCCUCAUUCUUAUGGUGUUUUCUUUGGUCAAGAAAAAGAUGGUGUUCAUUUCAACCACCACCCAUUUAUCGCCGGAGAUUGCUCUUUUGAUCAUGUUCAAACUCCUUUACCCAUUAAAGCAUCAAGUAUACAAAAUUCUGAUAAUCGUAAUCAUCUGAAUCUUUCAGAAUCAGUGAACUCUCCCUCUAGAAAGAGAGUUGCAGUUUCAAAGAAAGAUCGACACAGUAAGAUCUUCACAGCUCAAGGUCCCAGAGAUCGGAGGGUGAGAUUAUCAAUUGAGAUUUCAAGAAAGUUUUUUGGUCUUCAAGAUUUGCUAGGGUUUGAUAAAGCAAGCAAAACCCUUGAUUGGCUCUUUACGAAAUCGAAGUCUGCCAUUAAAGACUUGCUUGAAGAAAAGAAGCACACGUUAUCUCCUUCAACUCUUACUGAUCAAUGUGAAGAAGUUUUCAUGGAGAAAGGAGAUCAUGUGGAAAAGAAGGGAAAAAAGAAGAAACCAGUAGCUAAGUACGUUAAUGGCGGCAAAAGGAAGAAGAAAACAACACCAAAAAAUAUGAAAACUGGAUUUCCUAUGAAUCUUGCAGCUAGAAACCAGUUAAGAGCAGAGGCAAGAGCAAGAGCUAGGGAAAGAACAAUCGAAAAAUCCCGAAACAAAAACCUGGAAAACAACGACUCCAAGAAUGUUCUUGAUGAUCGUAAUUACUGCUAUCUUCAAUCACAAAGUAACCACGAACCCAAAAUUGGGGAAUCAUUCAUCGAACAAAAGCUUCCAAAGCCAUACUCACUUCUGUAUACUUCCCACCACAACUUCGUUGGAUCAAAAGAUUCAAGCUCCCAGUUUAAGAACAAUCUCCAUUGA